Messenger RNA from Neogale vison (American mink), 5037 nucleotides. RefSeq names its product desmocollin 2 (gene DSC2). NCBI's taxonomy places the organism in Eukaryota, Metazoa, Chordata, Mammalia, Carnivora, Mustelidae. Gene Ontology annotation, biological process: homophilic cell-cell adhesion. Gene Ontology annotation, cellular component: plasma membrane; desmosome. Gene Ontology annotation, molecular function: calcium ion binding. The record is from RefSeq and is a predicted model, not a curated record. The transcript is spliced from 16 exons. Bases 347 to 3055 code for a protein of 902 amino acids.
GAGAAACACCUAGCGCGGGUAAAAGGGUGGCGACGAGAGGGAGUUCCCACCUGUUGCGCUCUAAAAGAAAUGAAGACUUGGGAAAAUAGCAAGGAGGGGCCGAUCGGUGGCUUUUAGACGCGCCUGGAGCCCCACCCUCGGCCGGAGGAAAAGCCCCUUGGGUGCGAGGCCGGCGCUCCAGAGAAAGCCAGAGGAAAAGCGCCUCUCCCCGCGCGCCACCGUCUGUGCCUCGCGCUCGUCCUGCGCGGCCGGCCCAGUCUGCACUCCGGCCGCGGCCUUUGGCCCCGCCGAGCCUUCCCACCCGACCUCCGGGCGCUUCUCCAGUGACCUGUCCCCGAGUGCUCCCAUGGCGUCCGCCCGCCCCGCACGCUCCCGGAGCGGAGCCCUGUGCUGGCAACUGCUGCUGACCCUCUCGAUCUUAACAUUUGCCUGUGACGCCUGCAAAAAAGUCAUACUACAUGUUCCCUCCCAACUAGAUGCUGAGAAAUUUGUUGGUAGAGUUAACCUGAAGGAGUGCUUUCAAUCUGCAAAUCUAAUUCAUUCAAGUGAUCCUGAUUUCCAAAUUUUGGAAGAUGGUUCCAUCUAUGCAACAAAUGCCAUUCUUUUGUCGUCUGAGGAGAGAAGUUUUACCAUAUUACUUUACAACACUGAGAAUCAUGAAGAAAGGAAGCUGCAUGUUCUUUUACAGCAUCAAACAAAGGUAUUAAAGAAGAGGCAUUCUAAAGAAAAAGUUCUAAAACGUGCCAAGAGAAGAUGGGCUCCUAUUCCUUGUUCAAUGCAGGAGAAUUCCUUGGGUCCUUUCCCACUUUUUCUUCAACAGAUUCAAUCUGACACUGCACAAAACUACACUAUAUUCUAUUCCAUAAGAGGGCCUGGGGUGGAUCGAGAGCCUAUGAAUUUGUUUUAUGUGGAGAGAGAUACUGGAAACCUGUAUUGUACUCGUCCUGUAGAUCGUGAGGAGUAUGAAUCCUUUGAGCUAAUUGCCUUUGCCACAACUCCAGAUGGAUAUACUCCAGAGCUUCCCCUGCCCUUGUUAAUCAGAAUUGAGGAUGAAAAUGAUAACUAUCCAAUUUUUACAGAAACAACUUACGUUUUUACAGUUUCUGAAAAUUGCAGAGUUGGUUCUACCGUGGGACAGGUAUGUGCGACGGACAAAGAUGAACCUGACACGAUGCACACGCGUCUCAAGUACUCCAUCAUCGAGCAGUUGCCAGCAUACCCCACGCUCUUUUCCAUGCACCCAACUACUGGCGUUAUCACCACGUCCUCAUCUCAGCUAGACAGAGAGCUAAUUGAUAAAUACCAGUUGAAAAUAAAAGUACAAGACAUGGGUGGUCAGUAUUUCGGUUUGCAGACAACUUCAACUUGCAUCAUAAAUAUUGGAGAUGCAAAUGACAACUUGCCAACUUUUACCCGUACUUCUUAUGUGACAUCAGUGGAAGAAAAUACAGUUGAUGUGGAAAUCUUACGUGUUACUGUGGAGGAUAAGGACUUAAUGAAUACUGCUAAUUGGAGAGCGAAUUAUACCAUUUUAAAGGGCAAUGAAAAUGGGAAUUUUAAAAUAGUAACAGACCCCAAAACCAAUGAAGGAGUUCUGUGUGUGGUUAAGCCACUGAAUUAUGAAGAAAGACAACAGGUGAACCUACAGAUUGGGGUAGUUAAUGAAGCUCCGUAUUCUAAAGAGGCGAGUUCACAAUCCGUCAUGAGCACGGCGACAGUUACUGUUAAUGUACAAAAUCAGGACGAGGGCCCUGAGUGUAGCCCUUUGGUGCAAACCGUUCAAAUUAAAGAAAAUGUGCCAGUGGGAACAAAGAGCCGUGGAUAUAAAGCAUAUGACCCCGAAACAAGAAGUAGCAGUGGCAUAAGGUAUAAGAAAUUAACUGAUCCAAAAGGGUGGGUCACAAUUAAUGAAAACGAAGGAUCGAUCACAGUUUUCAGAAACCUGGACAGAGAGGCGGAAAGUGUCCGAGGUGGCAUAUAUAAUAUCACAAUUCUUGCAUCAGACAAAGAUGGGAGAACCUGUACUGGAACACUGGGAAUUAUACUUGAAGAUGUGAACGAUAAUGGCCCCGUGAUACCAAAACAAACAGUAGUAAUCUGCAAACCCGUCCUGGCAUCUGCGGAUAUCGUUGCCGUUGAUCCCGAUGAGCCUGCGAAUGGCCCGCCCUUUGACUUCAGUUUGGACAGCGAUGCUAAUUCAGACAUAGAAAGAAAGUGGAGAUUGAGAAAAAUUAACGAUACGGCCGCUCGUCUUUUCUUUCAGGAGGACCUUCCAUUUGGAACCUAUCAAGUACCUGUCAGAGUCACAGACAGACAUGGCGUGUCGCUCAUUACUCCACUAACUGUUAAGUUAUGUGACUGUGUUACUGAAAAUGACUGCACUCUUCGCACAGAUCCGAGGAUCGGCCACGGAGAAGUGAGACUCGGAAAGUGGGCCAUCCUCGCCAUAUUGUUGGGCAUAGCCUUGCUCUUUUGUAUCCUGUUUACCUUAGUCUGUGGGGGUACUGGGGCAGCUAAGCAGCCCAAAGUAUUUCCUGAUGAUUUAGCCCAGCAGAACCUCAUUGUGUCAAACACGGAAGCUCCAGGAGAUGACAAAAUAUGUUCCACCAAUGGUUUCACAACGCAUACUGCGGGCAGUUCGGCUCAGGGAAUUUGCGGUACCAUGGGAUCAGGAGUGAAAAAUGGAGGGCAGGAGAUCUUUGAAAUGGUGAAAGGUGAACACCAGACCAUGGAUUCGUGCCGGGGAACUGGGCACCAUCACACCCUGGAUUCCUGCCGGGGAGGACCUGUGGAGGUGGACAACUGCCGAUAUACCUACUCCGAGUGGCAUAAUUACACUCAACCUCGUCUUGGUGAAAAGGUGCAACUGUGUAAUCAGGAUGACAAGCAUAGACAUGCUCAAGACUAUGUCCUUACGUAUAACUACGAAGGCAAAGGAUCGGUGGCUGGUUCUAUAGGUUGUUGCAGUGAACGACAAGAAGAGGAUGGGCUUGAAUUUUUGGAUCAUUUGGAACCCAAGUUUAGGACACUAGCAGAAGCAUGCAUAAAGAGAUGAGUGUGUUCUGAUAAGUCUGCAAAAGCCAGUGGCUUUAUCUCCCUCCCACCCGCGCUAUUUUCAUUACAGCCCAUGUUUUUUAAAAAAUUGGAUAUGUUGUUUCAGGUUUUCCCCUCUUUAUUUCAAUGGUAUCUCUUUAAACAUAUGCAUAUUUACAGAAAAAAAGCUGUAAUACAUAUACAAAUCUCCCAAGUUUUGCAUAGUUAUUAAUUAGUUGUCUUCUACCCAAGGAGACCUACAGAUAGAAAAAUUAAAGAAGUCAGUGUUAUUGUUUACAUUUGGGUAUAAUGACAAUAGCCAAUUUAUUGUGCAAUCGAAUGUAAUGAGUUCAAAUGUGUGUCAUACACUACUUAAAGGAUAACCUAAUAGAAAAUUGUAGAGAACUCGCUUUAACAUUAAUUAGUUGUUUGUACAGUGCUUGAAAACUGCUAUUCUCCUAAACAUUGUAAAGUGUGUAUAUUGCAUCCUUGAUAAUGUUUUAUUUUUAGAACAUUACCUUUCUUUCUAAUGCAAGGGGAGCGUCCCAGCCAGGCAUUGACUGGUAAUACAACUCCAUUUUGGUAGAGUUUAGUUUCUGUUUUACUCUAUAUAAAAUCCUGUGCUGAAUCUACGUUUCUCUGUUAAGCUACCUUGACAGCAAAGUUUAAGUUUAAAAAUUGCUUUAAGGAUGUGUUUUUACUUCUGCAGGGUUUUGGUCCUUGGUCUCUCUCUGUUUCUUUCUCUCUCUCCCUCUCACUCUCUCUCUUUCUUUUCUCUUUAUUUUUUAAAUUUCUACUUGGGUUGGAGAAUCUAAAUAUUUUUAAAAGCCACUUUUCUUCUAAAGUGAGUGAUUCUGUUUGUGUUUUAUGUAAGUGUACUAGUCUCUGUUUUUCUUGAAAUCAGUGUGAUGCUGACGUUACUGUUUCAAGUAUCUUGGUCGUUGCUUCGUUAUUUCCUCAACAAAGGAACUUUAACUUUGUCAUUGAAACUACAAGUAAGUCAUGCUUUUUUUAUUAGAUGCAACAUCUGUUGCAUGUUAAAGUUAGAAUGUGGAUAAUUAGUAUAUAAUAGCAUGUUUACAGUUCCUAUCUUCAAUGCAAGGAUAUAGUUUUUAAAUGCGAAAUAAUGACGGUUUUUGAAAUAAGCUUUGAGGUACAGGGAUCGUGAAAGCGCUCCAGGAGUAAGUAUUUUAUAAUUUUUUAGAUGAAAUGGCUAGUCAUAUCUAUGUGUUUAAGAAGUUGCUGUUGUUGUUGUUUUCAUAUUUUAAAAUUAGAGUUUUUAACAAAUGUAGAGUGGGCCAAACUAUGUAUAUUUUGAAACAAUAAGACAAAAUUAAACUGAACAGCCAACCAAAUUCCAGGCCAGUUUUCACAGCUGAUUUCAAUGAAUUUUCUACGUGUACUAACUACAUGAACAUUUUAAGUGUAUUUUUGAUAGUAACAAUUGUUAAUAAUGUGCCUAUCUUAAAUUCACAAGUCUGGCUUAUAACAAUUACUUUUAAAGAUUAACACUGGGUAAUUAUUCCAUUGUCAAUUUUAUCAUUUUAAUAGUUUUAUUAUUGUUCAGUCAAAAAUACUGUUUCUCAAAGUUAUUUUAAAUAAAUCCUGUCUACAAUGUUGUAUAUUGCUAGUUAUGAGAAAGUAAAUCAAGUAGUUUCAAAAUAUUAGUGUAAGUUUGUUAAUCAUGUGCCCGAUAUGACCUCAUAAGAUUUUUUUUGUCUUACUUUGAGCAGUGAGUCUAUUCUUUAGAAUUGUGUUCUAUAUUUUUAAGAAUUUUCUUUUGAUGUUGAGAGAUCAUUGGUCCAUUGUCAUCACCACAUGUACAUAAUUUUGCUAUUCUAAAGGUUGUCAUGCUAUGGGAUAUUGUUUAAGUUACAUGGUUUCUCUGUGUCCGUGUUUUGUUUGUUUUUUUAAAUUUCAUCAUAAAAUGGGGGAUAAUAGUAUAACUCCUUUCCUAGGGUGGCUAUAAGACAUUUGAAUAAAAAAUGGUUUUUAAGCAUGAAA